UUCCUUUUCUUUUCAUGUAAAGAGAUGCUUAACCAUUAAUGGACUGCAAAAAGGAAAUCGCAUGGGUUAAUAUACCCGUACAAUGAGGAAAAUAUUAUUUAAAAUAGCAUGGAUAAUAGAUUCUUUUCUACGUAUUAAGUGUUAAGUGCGUGCGUACAUGGCUUUAUAAACUGUUGCUUAUUCAGACAGAUAUGGGAAAGUCGGAGAGAGUGAUCAGUAUGGGAUAUGCUGAGAAGUUUGUGGACAUGUUUCCGGUGAAAGUGAAACCUUACCUGAAAAUCAUGAGACUGCACGAUCCAACAUUAAAUGUGAUGGUGUUUUGGCCUACUGCAUGGAGCAUAGAAUUGUCAAGAACUACCAGACAUUGGCCAGAUGGAUACCUUCUAUUGGUUUUCGUUAUGGAGUCGUUUAUUCUGCAUGGUGCAGGUCUUAUUUUGAAUGACAUGUUUGACAGGUCGAUAGACGUCAAGGUCAAAAGAACUCAAAGUCGUCCUUUGGUAACUGGAGAGUUAACAUACAAACAGGCAGCAUGCUUACUUGUCUUCAGUUUGUCUGUUGGCAUAGCACUACUUUUGCAGUUUAAGAGACAAUGUCUAUGGUUGCUAGUUGCUUGUUCGAUUUGUUCGUCAGUAUAUCCGAUCUCAAAGAAAUUCAUUUACUUUCCAGAAAUUGUUUUAGGUGUUAGCUGUAGUUUUUCUGUGUUAAUUGGCUGGAUUGCUUCGAUAGGAGAGCUGGAUUGGCGUGCUUCACCUCUGUAUAUAUCAGGUGUACUGUACUGGACGGUGUCAUAUACAAUCUAUAAUUGCCAGGAUAAACGUACAGAUAUUAAAAUCGGGGUGAAAUCUGCGACUUUGAAGUUUGGAAACCAAACAGGAACCUGGUUGUGGGGUUUUAGUUGUAUGUUCCUUACAACUCUUGCAAUCUCUGGAUACAUGUGUCAGCAAACGUGGCCGUAUUACUUAUUUCUUCUAAUAUCUGGUGCAGUUAUAGCACAUAAGUUAUCAUCGGUUGAUCUCGACGACCCUGCAUCUUGUUAUGAACAUUACUCAUUUUCUGUUGUCGGAUUAACAGUCUUAUGGGGGAUAAUGGCGGGAAAUCUAAUCAAGUAGCUGUGAAUCUUUUUUCAUUGGCGACAAGAAGGUCCAAGUAAGGAAAUGUAUUUGGAUUUUAUGUGCUGACAGAGCGUAGUGAGACAAUCCAUUACACUAGCUGCAUUUAACAGUAUAAAAUGUUGGACGCGGUGUAAAGAUAUUGCUGGCUUGCACCUCUUUAUAUAGCCAGUGUAAAUUACAUUACGUUACAACGUUCGACCCUAAUGGGUCACCAUAAUAGAAGACUAGCGUGUUUCGUUACCUCUCAUGAUAAGACUCUAUCAGUUUAGUGCUUAUUUUAUUACACAUUUCAUUACAUCUCAUGACUAGAUGUUACUAACGCAUCUUACACAACAUUCUACUGAAACUGUAUAACGUUUUAAGUGUCAGUUGAUGUGUAACUGGUGUACAAAGUAUUUAGUUAUUCAUUAAUUUGAUUAGCAAUAACAUGAUUUUUUGAGUCGGCUAAACGCUGUCAAGCGUUUGACGAGUCCUUGCUAUCGCCCGAUUUCUCGUUCUUAAAUGGCCUCACAACACAGCGAAGUGAUGUAGUUCCAUCAGAUUGUCUCUAAUUUCAAAGAGUUCAUUGAUCGAAUGAAGUUCAUUUAUGUCAAUUCUAUUUGCUAUGACCAAUAUACGAUGUAAUCUGUCAUAUUUAUGACUUGUAAUUGUGCAAUACUCGAGUAAAGCCACGUAUUUUUGUUCCGCGGUAACUCAUUAAGCAUAAACACGCAUAACAAUUAUGCGGGAUUUGGUAAUACAUUUGCGCAUAUGAUUAUGGUGACGAAUUUUAUGCCCUUUUGUCACAAAAUAGCAAAUUAUGAUGUUCACAAAUUCAAAUAAAAACUGCAUAUUAACUUAUUAGCCAAAUUAUCCAUUUGCUACCCUGUCCGUUUCAAAAAAUAAUCUUUAAAAUCAUUGCGCAAAUAACAAAUUUAUUGCGCUGUGCAUUUUAUGAAUUGCGCAGGCUUACAAAGCUUGCGUAACAUCCAGCGAAAGACAAAAUAUAGUUCCAGAACAUACUGCUAGUAUUUUAUUGAGUGGGUAUCUCUGAAAGCAUUGGAAUGUAUCUUAUCAAAGAGUUUACCACAUCGAUGAAAUUAAAUUAUGACAGCUUCAUUUUAAAUGACCCGAAUAAGAUAUGUGCAGUACGUUAAUUCUUCCGCGAGACUUCGCGGAUGAAUCCUAACUACAUUCUGGACACUUGUCGGCGAACACGCGUGACCUGUUUAUAACAACGCUUCUACGACUUUGCGUGGGUUGAAUUUUGCAGUCAGUAAACGGAUAAAUUAUCGGAAGAAGAAGCUCUUACUGGUUUGUUUAGUUACUACUGAUAUUAAAAAUGAUUUUAUUUCUUAUUUUUCGAGAAAUAAACAAAUCGGCGAAACAUUAAAUUGUAUUUUCUUGUAGUUUUUGAAAUCGAAAGUAGAUCGUCUAUGUUUGGCUGCUUUGACGAAACGAAACAACUUUUUUAUGAAAAGAUUUAAA
Messenger RNA from Mercenaria mercenaria, 2579 nucleotides. Its product is annotated as 4-hydroxybenzoate polyprenyltransferase, mitochondrial-like. The record is from RefSeq and is a predicted model, not a curated record. The coding region runs from base 192 to 1109 and encodes 305 amino acids. The transcript has 8 exons. Gene Ontology annotation, biological process: ubiquinone biosynthetic process. Gene Ontology annotation, cellular component: mitochondrial inner membrane. NCBI's taxonomy places the organism in Eukaryota, Metazoa, Mollusca, Bivalvia, Venerida, Veneridae.